This is a messenger RNA of Staurois parvus, 366 nucleotides long. NCBI's taxonomy places the organism in Eukaryota, Metazoa, Chordata, Amphibia, Anura, Ranidae. The record is from the annotation of a GenBank genome assembly.
UCACUGUAUUGGUGUCACUGGGGAUGUCAGUGACCACAAGUCAGUUCCCCCCCCAGUGUCAGAAUGUCCGUCACAGUCCCUCAGUCCCGCCAUAAGUCGCUGAUCGCCGCCAUAAGUCACUGUUCGCCGCCAUAAGUCGCUGAUCGCCGCCAUUAUUAGUUGAGCACUGCAUUGGUGUCACUGGGGAUGUCAGUGAGACCACAUCAGUUCCCUCCAGUGUCAGAAUGCCCGCCGCAGUCCUCCUAUAAGUCGCUGAUCUCCACCAUUACUAUUACAAGAAAAACAAAUUCCAGUAUAUAUACCAUAUACUGGAUUUUUUGUAAAUGCUAUAACUUUCAUGUAAACCAAUUAAUUUACACGUAUUGG